AUGAUAGGUGACAUGGGAGAAGUUCGAAAGACUCAAAGGGCUCCAAAGUCUUGUUACCAAUGCUACAAAAGGAAAAUUAAAUGCGAUAAACGGAUACCAUGUGAUAGGUGUGUUUCUCGAGGCACGGCGAAUACAUGUCGAAGGGAGGAGGUGCUGGUCCAUGGUGUAUUGUUGAACUCUUCCGGUGCUAGUUCUCCUCUUGUAAGACUUGAACUCGAGAACAAACUCCUCCAGCAGAAAGUAUUAGAUUAUGAGACAAAAUUAAAGCUCGAACGACCCUUGAAUCAAGAGAGGAUUAAUCCAAUGACCGGAGUGAUAAAAAAGACAAUCGAUCUUUACAGCACCGGGAUACACAUCAUGACAAGAGAUCUUGUUCGUGAUGCAACUUGCAUAUCUCCAGGAUCAUUCGAAGACUAUGAUAUUUUGCCUCAGUAUAUCACAAAAGAGGUCUCAUUCAAGCUUGUGGAGUUUAAUAUGAAAUAUCUCCUGUUCAUUCAUACUGCGGUGUAUCCUCCAGUAUUUUAUAGAGAACAUGAUGAAUUCUGGAGGUCUCCGGAACCGCAGCACAUAUGUUUUCCUGCUAACCGAACACUUGACGUUUACUUGUGGAUGUCAAUAUGGUAUGCUGUGCUCAGUAAUUCGUUAUUCAUGAUGAGCAAUGAAUUGGAAGAUGAUUUGAAACUCUCCAGCAAGGAUGCUUUCAAUUUGGCCCAAAUUACAGCCUCAGCUUCUUUAGAAUGCUUACAUAAAGGUAAGUUUUUAACUUAUCCUAACCCGAAGUCAAUUCAAGCUUAUUGCCUACUUGCAGGAUGCUUUCAUGGUUUUGCUGGUGUUCAUCUACAAAAUGCAAUGCUCAGUUCUAUAGUGUACAUAGCAGAAGCCUUGAACUUACAUUGUCUUGAUGAUAGUGCCAAGCUAUCGACAUUGGACUUUGAAUUUGGGUGUCGUUUAUGGUGGAUCUUGGUGAUUAUUGAUUGGCUCGAAUCCUUUAGACGAAGACGGCUUAUUGCAGCUGAUGGUUUCACCACUAGGCUACCCCGAAAUUUGUCUGAGGACGAAAUGAAUGAUCCUUCCCCCAUAGAAUCGGAGAAUUUUGAAACAAUUACUUACAAUAGAAUAAUGGCAGAAAUCGCAAAAAUUAAAAAUAGGCUCUAUUUUGACAACAAAGUUGAAGUUUGUGAUUCGACUUUAUUGAACCUUCAAUGCGCAGAAAGAGAGAUAGAGCUGCUAGCUACUAACUCAUUGAAAUAUUUCGACAAAUUGCCCCUAAAAAAACCUUUACGCUUUCAACGAUUUCUACUUGUAAGUAAAUUUAAUUUUGAACUUCUCGUGUUGAACAGAAUGCUGCUCAACUUUAAAAGUAAGGAGUCAUGGGUGAAAGAGAAUAGAGAUCUUUGCCUUAAGUAUGCAUAUACCAUUUUAAGGGAUUUUUCAGAUAAGCAGAUACCUUUCUAUUUUAAGAAAUAUUGGUUUGCUAGUGAGAAUGCUGUAUCUGCAUCUGCAUUUUUGUUGCUUGACAUUUUAACAAAUUCCAAACUAGUGAAAUUUGAUCAACGCUUGGAAUUAGUUCAAGAACAAUUCCCGAUCUUAAGGGAAUUGGAGGAAACACACAAGACUGCUAAGGUAGGUUUACAAAUUCUCAAACCACUAACCGAUAUCAUCUCCGGCGAAAACAAGAAAUCUAUAUUGGAGAGUAAUAAUAUGGAUAAGGUCUUAAAAGAUAUUAGGAAUCUACCAAAAAUAUACGAGAACUCGGAUACGGCUCUUCAAUCUUCUGAUGAUAAGUGCUCUUUUCAUGAUUUUCUACAGGAGAAUGAGUGGCAAGACUUUUUAAGCUGGUUGUCUGCUAGUAACUGA
This is a messenger RNA of Priceomyces carsonii, 1857 nucleotides long. Its product is annotated as Zn(II)2Cys6 transcription factor. Gene Ontology annotation, molecular function: zinc ion binding; DNA-binding transcription factor activity, RNA polymerase II-specific. Lineage: Eukaryota; Fungi; Ascomycota; Pichiomycetes; Serinales; Debaryomycetaceae. Gene Ontology annotation, biological process: regulation of DNA-templated transcription. The record is from RefSeq and is a predicted model, not a curated record. The transcript has a single exon. The coding region runs from base 1 to 1857 and encodes 618 amino acids.